Mus caroli (Ryukyu mouse) is the source of this 7367-nucleotide messenger RNA. Lineage: Eukaryota; Metazoa; Chordata; Mammalia; Rodentia; Muridae. The record is from RefSeq and is a predicted model, not a curated record.
GUGACCUGGUGCUGCCUGUGCUGCCCUGUGUAGUGUGAUGUCCUCAGUUGGCGGCUAUGUCACAAAUGACUACAGUCCUGGGCUGAGGGCUAUAUUGCCCACCCUGAGCAGGAUGGAGACAAAAACGCCAGCUGGACAUGAUGGGAGGGUGGUCCUGAGGGGCACAGAGUGACAACCCAGCGCAGCAAGCAAGCUGCCUUGCCUGGCUUUGCCGUUCCAGGAUUUCCUGCUCAGACCAAGGAGGAGAGGCUGGGGUUGGCACCGUUACCAGCCUUGUCCUCGUGAGACACAGACUCCAGCCCCGGGGGGAUUAAGGUGACAGUGCCAGGUGGAUCAGCACCAUUCCACCGCCCCUCCGUGGAGCUGUGCCAAGAGUAGGGGAACAUGGAGGAGAGGAAGCAGGAGACAACAAACCAAGCUCACGUCCUCUUUGACCGCUUUGUCCAGGCCACCACCUGCAAGGGGACCCUCAGGGCCUUCCAAGAGCUCUGUGACCACCUGGAGCUGAAGCCCAAGGACUACCGGUCCUUCUACCACAAGCUCAAGUCCAAGCUCAACUACUGGAAGGCCAAAGCCCUCUGGGCCAAAUUGGACAAGCGGGGCAGUCACAAAGACUACAAAAAGGGCAAAGCCUGCACCAACACAAAGUGUCUCAUCAUUGGAGCUGGCCCCUGUGGGCUGCGCACAGCCAUCGACUUGUCCUUGUUGGGAGCCAAGGUGGUGGUUAUUGAAAAGCGAGAUGCCUUCUCCCGCAACAACGUCUUACAUCUCUGGCCCUUCACCAUACACGAUCUCCGAGGCCUGGGCGCCAAGAAAUUCUACGGCAAGUUCUGUGCGGGAGCCAUCGACCAUAUCAGUAUCCGUCAGCUCCAGCUAAUCCUCUUGAAGGUAGCCUUGAUCUUGGGCAUUGAGAUCCACGUCAAUGUGGAAUUCCAAGGACUUGUUCAGCCUCCCGAGGACCAAGAGAAUGAACGGAUAGGAUGGCGAGCAUUGGUGCACCCCAAAACUCAUCCUGUAUCAGAAUAUGAAUUUGAAGUUAUCAUCGGUGGAGAUGGGCGUAGGAACACCUUGGAAGGAUUUCGUCGAAAAGAAUUUCGUGGCAAGCUAGCCAUUGCCAUUACAGCAAAUUUUAUCAACCGCAACACAACCGCAGAGGCCAAAGUGGAGGAGAUUAGCGGGGUGGCUUUUAUAUUCAACCAAAAAUUUUUCCAGGAGCUGAGAGAAGCCACAGGUAUUGACUUAGAGAACAUCGUCUACUACAAAGAUGACACACACUACUUUGUCAUGACGGCCAAAAAGCAGAGUUUGCUGGACAAGGGGGUGAUCCUGCAUGACUACACAGACACGGAGCUGUUGCUUUCCCGGGAGAACGUGGACCAGGAGGCCCUGCUGAACUAUGCCCGGGAGGCCGCAGACUUCUCUACCCAGCAGCAGCUGCCUUCUCUGGAUUUCGCCAUCAAUCACUACGGGCAGCCAGACGUGGCCAUGUUUGACUUUACCUGCAUGUAUGCCUCUGAAAAUGCCGCCUUGGUCCGGGAACAGAACGGACACCAGUUACUAGUAGCUUUGGUUGGAGACAGCCUCCUGGAGCCUUUCUGGCCAAUGGGGACAGGAAUAGCCCGGGGCUUUCUGGCUGCUAUGGACUCUGCCUGGAUGGUACGAAGCUGGUCUCUGGGCACCAGCCCCUUGGAAGUCCUGGCAGAAAGGGAAAGCAUUUAUAGGUUGCUGCCUCAGACCACCCCUGAGAACGUGAGCAAAAACUUCAGCCAAUAUAGCAUCGACCCUGUCACCAGGUACCCCAAUAUCAACAUCAACUUCCUCAGGCCAAGCCAGGUGCGCCAUUUAUACGAUAGCGGAGAAACAAAAGAUAUCCAUCUGGAAAUGGAGAACCUGGUGAAUUCCCGAACCACUCCCAAGCUGACUCGAAAUGAGUCUGUAGCUCGUUCAAGCAAAUUGCUGGGGUGGUGCCAAAGGCAGACAGACGGCUAUUCAGGAGUCAAUGUGACAGAUCUCACUAUGUCUUGGAAAAGUGGCCUGGCCCUGUGUGCGAUCAUCCACAGAUACCGCCCCGAUCUAAUAGACUUUGAUGCUUUGGAUGAGCAAAACGUGGAGAAGAAUAAUCAGCUGGCCUUUGACAUCGCCGAGAAGGAACUGGGCAUCUCUCCCAUCAUGACGGGCAAGGAGAUGGCUUCGGUCGGGGAGCCAGACAAGCUGUCCAUGGUGAUGUACCUCACGCAGUUCUACGAGAUGUUCAAGGACUCGCUUUCCUCCAGCGACACCCUCGACCUGAAUGCAGAGGAGAAAGCCGUCCUGAUAGCCAGCACCAAAUCCCCCAUCUCCUUCCUGAGCAAACUCGGACAGACCAUCUCUCGGAAGCGUUCGCCCAAGGAUAAAAAAGAAAAGGAUUCAGAUGGGGCUGGAAAGAGGAGAAAAACCAGUCAGUCAGAGGAGGUGAGAUGCAUCGUGGCUUGGGUCAGGACUGAUGGGCUGAACUGUCGUUUUCAGCCAACACAAGAGCGUGGGGUCAGCCAGCCGUCCUGCUGCCUGCCAAAGCAGGGUCGCCCUGCUCCCAUCCCCCAGUGGAAACAGCGACGGGAAAAGGAGCGCUCUCGGACCUGCCCCAAAAAAGUGAUUACUCUCUCUCCUCCCCCUACUCCACCUUCCUGCCGGGCGCGCAGUGGCCAGCAGAUGUACAGGACUCUUCCUGCCGACAGCCGUGGCAAGCAGAAUCCCCACCUCAAGAGGCCAGAGCCUGAGCCUUCACGUCGAUUUUUUGUUGACCAGUGGGAGCUCUCCCUUAGCCUCCGCUCCUCCACCCGCCCUGCCUCUCCCUCCUCUGACUCCCUCCGACAGAAGUAUAUAAAGAUGUACACAGGCGGAGUGAGCUCAUUGGCUGAGCAGAUAGCCAAUCAGCUUCAAAGGAAAGAGCAACCCAAAGCCCUUCUAGACAAGAAGGAACUGGGCUCCAUAAAGAAAGAGUUCCCGCAGAACUUGGGGGGCAGCGACACAUGCUAUUUCUGCCAAAAGCGGGUCUACGUGAUGGAGAGGCUGAGCGCCGAGGGCAAGUUCUUCCAUCGUAGCUGCUUCAAGUGUGAGUACUGCGCCACCACACUGCGACUGUCAGCCUACGCCUACGACAUCGAGGAUGAGUUCUCUCCAAACCUCUGGACAUCAGCCAGCUACCAUGUUCCAGUUGCCCUACCUGCUACGGUCAUGCCCAUGUGCCUUCUGUACCAUCCAUCUCAAGUGUUCGUCUGCCUCGAGGGAGGCCCAGCAUUCAUGUCACCAGUGUUAUUCAAUGACACCAACAGUGAAGCCAAAGGAGCCCUGCAGGAUGGCCCCACUGCAGAUGCAAAUGGACUGGCCAGCAUUGCCGCCAGCUCAGCCGAGAGAAGUCCAGGUACCAGCAUGAACGGCCUGGAGGAGCCCAGCAUCGCCAAAAGGCUGAGGGGCACCCCUGAGAGGAUCGAGCUGGAGAACUACCGCCGAUCUGUGAGGCUGGUGGAGGAGCUGGAGGAGGUACCCGAGGAGACGCAGGCCGAGCAUAACCUGAGCAGCGUGUUAGACAAAGGCACCGAAGAGGAUGUGGCCAGCAGCAGUUCUGAGUCGGAGAUGGAGGAGGAGGAAGAGGAAGAUGAUGAAGAUGAUCAUCUCCCCACCUCUGACCUGGGUGGGGUUCCCUGGAAGGAGGCAGUCAGGAUCCAUGCCCUUCUGAAGGGAAGGAGUGAAGAGGAGCUGGAAGCCUCCAAGAACUUCGAGCCCGAGGAAGAGGAAGAAGAGGAAUACGAAGAAGAAGAGGAUGAAGAGUAUGAGGAGGAGGAAGAGGAGGAAUCCAGUGAAGCCGGGAACAAGAGGCUGCAGCAGAUCAUAACCGCAGCGGAUCCCUUGGCGAUCCAGGCUGAUGUGCACUGGACACACAUCCGUGAGAGAGAGGCAGAGGAGAGGAUGCUCCCAGCCUCUGAGUCCUCCACUUCUAGAGCUCCUCUAGAUGAGGAUGACCUAGAAGAGGACGGGGACUCCGAGCCAGCAGAGACUGAAGGGGAAGCCGCGGAGGAUGGGGACCCUGGAGACACCGGUGCUGAACUGGAUGAUCAGCACUGGUCUGAUGACAUCCCUUCUGAUGCUGAAGCAGAGCAUCGCUUACAGAGCCAAGCCAAGGUGAAAGCAGAGCUGGAGCUGAGAGUGUCAGAAAACGAGGAAGAGAAGCCAUCCGAUGCGCCAAAGCAAGAGGAGAGAGGUCCUUCCCAAGUCUCCAGCCCUAGCCAGCCACCUGAGAAACAAGUUGGUCUGUUUUCCCCAGCCCACAGCCCUGGGACAGAGGAGGCCAAAUCCCCACUUGCCACCAAGGUAAAGUCCCCCGAGGAGCCACUUUUCCCCACGCUCCUCAGAGAAAAGCCUAAAGCUGAAGUCCCUGAAGAACAGAAAGCUGUGCUCUCGCCCAUCCGGUCACAGCCUGUGGCCCUGCCAGAAGCCAGGUCACCUACCUCACCCACCAGCUUACAGCCAGAGUCUCUGUUGGCCCCUCCCACUCCUCCCACACCUCCCCCCACCCAACUCCCCAUCUGUUCCCAACCUCAGCCCUCCUCGGAUGCCUCCAUCCCAUCGCCCACCAAGUCCCCCAUACGCUUCCAGCCAGUUCCAGCCAAAACAUCCACACCCCUCACCCCACUCCCCGUGAAGAGCCAAGGAGACCCCAAAGACAGACUGAGUGGCCCCCUGGUUGUGGAGGAGGUCUUAAAGCGGAGCGAUCUGGUGGAAGAAUUCUGGAUGAAGAGUGCUGAGAUCCGCCGCAGCCUGGGCCUUACUCCCGUGGACCGGAGCAAGGGGUCAGAGCCCAGCCUCCCCACCCCUGCCUCGAAGCCAAUAUCCCUAAAGUCCUACUCAGUUGACAAGUCACCUCAGGAUGAGGGUCUCUGCCUUCUGAAACCUCCAUCGGUUCCUAAAAGGUUGGGCCUGCCAAAGUCAGCCGGUGACCAGCCCCCACUGCUGACCCCAAAGUCGCCCUCCGACAAGGAGCUGAGGAGCAGCCAGGAGGAGCGAAGGGACCUGUCCAGCAGCUCAGGCCUGGGCCUCCAUGAUAGCUCCUCCAACAUGAAGACCUUGGGCAGCCAGAGCUUCAACACUUCGGACUCCACCAUGCUCACCCCACCUUCCAGCCCACCCCCACCCCCACCCCCCAACGAGGAGCCUGCAACCCUUAGAAGGAAACCCCAUCAGACUUUCGAGCGCAGGGAGGCCUCAAUUAUCCCCCCUCCCACCCCUGCCUCAUUCAUGCGGCCCCCACGGGAGCCGGCCCAGCCCCCCAGAGAGGAGGUUCGGAAGUCCUUCGUGGAGAGCGUGGACGAGAUCCCCUUUGCUGAUGAUGUGGAGGACACUUACGAUGAUAAGACAGAGGACUCCAGUCUGCAGGAGAAGUUCUUCACACCCCCUUCCUGCUGGUCCCGCUCGGAGAAGCUCCAGGCCAAGGAGAACGGGCGACUCCCACCCCUGGAGCAGGACGUGCCACCACAGAAAAGGGGACUGCCCCUGGUCUCCGCGGAAGCCAAGGAGCUGGCCGAGGAGCGCAUGCGUGCCCGGGAGAAGUCUGUGAAGAGCCAGGCAUUGCGAGAUGCCAUGGCUAAACAGCUGAGCCGGAUGCAGGCCAUGGAGAUGGUGUCCUCCAGGUCCCGCACGGCACAAUCGCAGGGCAAGGAACUAGGGUCCGAGUCCACCAGGCACCCAAGCCUCCGAGACACCCAGGAGCCCACCCUGAAGCAUGAAGCCACCAGCGAAGAGAUCCUCUCCCCUCCGUCCGACUCAGGUGGCCCCGAUGGCUCCGUCACCUCAUCUGAGGGCUCCAGUGGAAAGAGCAAAAAGAGGUCGUCGCUCUUCUCCCCACGCAGGAAUAAGAAAGAGAAGAAAACCAAAGGGGAAGCCCGGCCCCCNGAGAAACCCAGCCCAGGCCUCCCAGAAGAUGUGGUAGCCAAGCCCAAGUCCCUGUGGAAAUCCGUCUUCUCUGGGUACAAGAAGGACAAGAAGAAAAAGAGCGAUGAGAAAUCAUGUUCCAGCACGCCGUCCAGUGGCGCCACGGUGGACUCCGGCCAGCGCAGGGCAUCUCCAAUGGUGAGAACAGAGCUGCAGCUCCGGCGCCAGCUGAGUUUCUCAGAGGACUCAGACCUGUCCAGUGAUGACAUCCUUGAGAGGUCUUCCCAGAAGUCCAAGCGAGAGCCCAGAACCUACACAGAGGAGGAGCUGAGUGCCAAGCUGACGAGGCGUGUGCAGAAGGCAGCUCGGAGACAGGCUAAGCAGGAGGAACUGAAGCGGCUGCACCGAGCCCAGAUCAUCCAGCGGCAACUAGAGCAAGUGGAAGAGAAACAGAGGCAGCUGGAGGAGAGGGGCGUUGCAGUAGAGAAGGCUCUUCGAGGCGAAGCAGGCAUGGGCAAAAAGGAUGACCCCAAGCUGAUGCAGGAGUGGUUCAAGCUGGUGCAGGAGAAGAACGCCAUGGUGCGCUACGAGUCAGAGCUGAUGAUUUUUGCCCGGGAGCUGGAGCUGGAAGACCGGCAGAGCCGGCUACAACAGGAGCUGAGGGANCGGAUGGCNGUGGAAGAUCACCUGAAGACCGAGGGGGAGCUUUCGGAGGAGAAGAAGAUCCUGAACGAGAUGCUGGAGGUGGUGGAGCAGAGAGACUCGCUGGUGGCCCUGCUGGAGGAGCAGCGACUGCGGGAGAAAGAGGAGGACAAGGACCUGGAGGCCGCCAUGCUAUGCAAAGGCUUCAGCCUGGACUGGUCCUGAGCCNGCCUGCCAUUGUGUCUGGUAGAUUGGCACCCACCUGACCCGGCUGCGUUCUCCCAAACCACUGGAUCCAGGUUCAGAAGAGGCCUGGCAUCCCUGGAGAAGCCGUGCUCAGACACCAUGCUGUGGGAAAACCCCAGGUGAGGGUUAUCAUCUGAGGUGACUCCACCUCUGAGGAGAGGCGCCUUCCCCCACCCCAGACUUCCCACUCAGGAGGGAGGAGAUGGGUGUGUUUGAUGUGUGCCCCAGGGGGAAAACGCCUUCGGGUCUCUGAGGGCUUGCUGCCUGGCACCUCUUUCAAGUGGCUCCUCUUCAGAGCCACUGCCACCACAGAGCACCUGCAGAGCAGAGCAGCCAUUGCCCUCAUGCUCCCUGAAGCACCACCAAAGAGAGUACAGAGGCACCUUCAGGAGAGGGCUGUGGAUGGAGAUCCAGCAGGGAGCAACCCCCUACAGGGGUAAUGCUCACCCUGUCAGGGCAGGGGAAGUAAGCAGGUUCAUUAUGCAAGUCAGGAGGGCGCAGGAGGGGCCUGCCCCACCACACACUGGAUCCCCAGUGGCCAAGUGCCCCGGGCCUCUCACAUGGACAGUGGCCUG